GAACCCUAGAUUUGUUGGGAUUCCAAAGAUUUUGCCAAGGAAAUCGAAGUUUCGAUUGUUGGAAAGUCACUCAAGACCGAUGGACCCCAAUGACCCCAAAAUCGUUGAUGUCAACCUAGAACCAAGUGAAGAGAAUCUAGAUAACGAGGUUGAGCAUGAUUCAGGAAAUGAGGCACAAACCAAAUCUAUACCAAUUUCCAUUUAUUUGGGUGGGAGGGACAAGUUGACAUUGUUUGAACUUUAUACUAAGAUUGGUAUUGCUAGAUAUGAUGUCGAUAUGGUCAACCAAAUAUGUCAUUUAGAACCAAGAAAAACACUUACAGAUGGUUUGAAACCUAUUAAGAAUGAUGAUGACAUUAGGGAUGUUUUGGGGCUGUUGAAGGUGGAGAAAAAGGUUGAAAGCAGAGUAGAAAAUGAUCUUGUUGAGGUGAAAGGCAGAGUUGAAGAUGUUGGUCAUGCAAUUGAGGUUGAAGGCAAAGCUAAGGAUGCUGGUCAUGCAAUUGAGGUCGAAGGCAAAGUUGAGGAUAUUGGUAAUGAUGGUAAUGAUGGAACUAGUCUUGAAAUUCCCUCAUCUUCAACUAGUCACAAUGAUUUUGGUCCUAAGUAUUCAUUAGGCUCAGAUGAUGAUAUCAACUUCAUUUCAAUAAGUGAACAGGAUGGAAGUGAAGUUGAACACACUAGGAAAAGGAAGGGUAGGCACAAAGUUUUCAGCAAAAUAUAUGAUGACAUGGCAUAUAUUGAGUUAGGCAUGGUUUUUCUAAAUAAAGCUCAAUUUAAAAAAGCUGUGGAUAAAUUGAGCAUUAUCCAAAGAAGGCCAAUUAAGUGGGUGAAGAAUGAUAAGAAGAGACACAGGGUUAUUUGUAAAGAAAGGUAUUGUGAUUGGAAGAUUUUGUUAGCAUGGGAUAAGACAACCAAGACAUGGAUGGUCAAGACAUUUAACAAUGAACACACAUGUGAAUAGGGAUCGACCAAUCAGAGAUGUAAUUCAACAUUUGCAGUGAACCAUUUGUUCAAGACUAAGGGUUUUAUUGCCUUUUAUUUGAAAAGUGGACAUAUUUUUACUAAAAUAUGGAAUGAUUUGAAUGUGGAGUUGACUUGCAUCUACUGUAGGAUUAUUAAAAGGAGGCUGAGAAAAACGUUUGAAGGGGAUCAUUCCUUGGAAUAUAACAAGCUUUUUGAU
Molecule: messenger RNA, 1180 nt
Organism: Rubroshorea leprosula
Lineage: Eukaryota; Viridiplantae; Streptophyta; Magnoliopsida; Malvales; Dipterocarpaceae
Source: the annotation of a GenBank genome assembly